AGUAUUCAGAACAAAUUAUAGAUUUUAAUACACACCUUAAUAUAAUCCGUGUACAUAUUAGUGUCACAUCAACAUCCCUGCCCAUGCAUGAGUCAGGAUCAAAAGAUGCACGGAAUAUUGAACUUAUUACUGAUUUGCUCAUAUUUUGUAGUUGUAACUUGUUCAAACCUUUGGUGUUUUAAAUGCACUGCAACACGAGAAGAUCCGAAUGGUUUGGCAUGUUCAGAGUUCGAUUGGAGUCAAAACUACCAAGUCGAAUGUCCAAAAUCUACAAUGUGCAGGAAAAAGACAUCGACUAUCCCAUUAGCAAAUGGUCAAGAAAUUAAGAGUAUUGAGAGGGACUGUGCCCCACAACUUCAGGAUGUUCACAAAUAUGAUUUUGCCAGACGAGAAUGGAAUUUAUCACAAGAAGUCGUAGAGACAGCUUACAGUUCGGGUUGUACAGUAGGCGAAAAUAAAGGCAGGCCUGGUCCACCGACAGAAUACUGUUAUUGCUAUGGUCAUUUUUGCAACCAGUCUAACUCUAUUGGAAAAAUUGGUUCCUCUCUUAUAUUACUACAUAUACUUGGCCUAAUACUUUGUAGUUGGGCACAUUCUAAAUCAUGAGAGAGAUAGGCAUAUGAAAAUGGAAUUGAAUCUUGGUGUUUCUGACAGUGUAAUUACUUAGAAAAAUAUUGUAUCUUAAUAGUGUAUAGUGCAAUUCGAGAAAAAGGUUACAAAAGUUGUAAAAUAAUGAAUUGUGCAAAAUAAAAAUAUUUUCUCACCUCCGAA
Athalia rosae (coleseed sawfly) is the source of this 771-nucleotide messenger RNA. RefSeq lists its product as uncharacterized. Gene Ontology annotation, biological process: positive regulation of voltage-gated potassium channel activity; sleep; regulation of synaptic transmission, cholinergic. NCBI's taxonomy places the organism in Eukaryota, Metazoa, Arthropoda, Insecta, Hymenoptera, Athaliidae. Bases 88 to 606 code for a protein of 172 amino acids. The transcript has 3 exons. The record is from RefSeq and is a predicted model, not a curated record.